Messenger RNA from Cercospora beticola, 2962 nucleotides. Its product is annotated as fungal specific transcription factor domain-containing protein. Gene Ontology annotation, biological process: DNA-templated transcription. The record is from RefSeq and is a predicted model, not a curated record. NCBI's taxonomy places the organism in Eukaryota, Fungi, Ascomycota, Dothideomycetes, Mycosphaerellales, Mycosphaerellaceae. Gene Ontology annotation, molecular function: zinc ion binding; DNA binding.
AGCACACACACCAAUGCUACACCCUCUCUGCUGCACCGGGGCGGCAGGGCGUGUACAUUAUGUGCCGCUGCGAAGGCUCGGUGCUCUGGUGAUGUCCAAUGCACUCGUUGCCAGGAGCGUGCGACUGAAUGUGUCUACCCAGCUGGAGCAGAGGCAACUCCAUCGAAUACUGGCCAGACCGUUGCCCCGUCUCCGAGCCCGGCCGCGCAUCAGUUUCAAUAUCCGCCACAGACCCACGGUAAUCAACCACUGCCUCCGCAGGGCUCCUUCCACAGCGCCGCAAACAUGGCAGACGCCAGUCUAAUGGGCGGAUUCGAUUUCUGGCAUGAGAACGUCGUCUCCAGCACAAACUGGCUCGAAGUUCUGGAGCAUGGCGAUCUUGCUCACUGCAACUAUAGCCCGUUCCCUGGUUUCGGAAAUCCCAUUGCCAAUCAACAGGGCUUUGUCGAAGCGACGCCCCAUCCGCAAGCUCUGCAAAAUCCCCACACACAUGUUGCGAAUCAAUCUCAGGCACAUAGCAACUCUCCGGAGAGUAUAUUCUCGACAUCUUCGAAUGCUGUUGCGGACAGCAUCACGAGUCAUGGAAGCCAGAACGAACCAUUGCCGAAGCCUGGAGCUUAUUACGUGGAUGGUGAACCCGCGAGGCACCCUAGAGUGAAACGACGCAAAACUUCUACUACCAGACGCUCUACUGACCUGACGAGUCCACACUGCUUGUCCUUACGGAUACCCGAUGGCCUGCUUGCUGGUGCGGAAGACUUUUUCAAGAUCAAUUCGGCAACCUACAACGACCUCCAAAACCUCUACCGGCAGCAUUGUAUCGAAUGUCCCCAGCCAUGGCCGUCCUAUGAACCGAUUGCUUUACCCGCGCAGGAAGUCUUCGAACAUUUUCUGGGGCUCUACUUCAAGCAUUUCGAUCAGAUUCUGCCUUUUUUGCAUCAAAGCACGCUCAACACUGGUCCUCAGAACAGUAUACUCGUGCUGGCUAUGGCGAGUCUCGGAUGCCAGUAUCUGCCUGAAGGCGCAGUAUCAGCAUCACUGGCGGAUUCAUUCCACGAGAUGACACGUCGCUGCAUACUCUACGCCAGGGAAGAUGCCUCGACGACCUUGGCCAGAGACUUGGUCGGCAGUGGCGUUGAAGUUUUGCACAUCGUAGGUGCGGCACAUGGGAGCGAUAAAAGACUGAUCAAAUCUGCUAUGGAGAUGCGGUCAAGACUAGGUGAGGUCGUGACCGACUGUGUACGUCAAGCCGGCGCCGAUGUUGCUCCAGCGACUGGUGGUCCAACGAGCAACAUUUCAUGGUCAAGUUGGGUACGGCGAGAGAGCAAGUUGAGACUGGCUCAUGCUGCUUGGUUACUGGACGCGAAACUCGCGUAUGAGUUCCAGCAGAGCCCUCUCUUUUCUUUACGAGACAGUACUUUGCCUCUACCAUGCCACGAGAAGCUGUGGCAGGCAGAGACGGAGCAGGAAUGGCAGUCGCACCGCUCGUUUGACACACGACAGCCUGACCUCUGCACUGCUUUGCAGGAGUUAUACGUGGACAAGAAACUACCACACGAACGAGGCGAGUUUGCACGAAUCAUCACGAUACACGGUCUCUAUCACCGAAUUUGGGAGUGUGCACGCUACUUCAGCAACCCUCUCAGCCAAUGGACACCUACGGCAAGCCGCCAGUUGAGUGGAGACGUGCUGCCAUCGACCCCAGUGUGGCUUCCUGGUGUACCGGCCUUCGUCAAAUGGCAGAAUGUGACCUGCGAUGCUCUUGACAUCUUGCACUGGCAAGCGAACGCUACCAUUGGACAAGCUAGUGGCCUUGAGCACCCUACUGUAUUGCAUUUACACCUUGCAAGAACGGUAUUACUGACUCCAUACGAAAACAUUGUAAGCCUGGCUCAGCACGUGGCGAAUGGAACGGCGCACCUCGAUACUGCGAGGACAGAUCAGCAGAUUAUCACCCGGUGGGCUUCUCAGCAUCAGUUUAAAGCAAGACUGGCCGCCAUACAUGCAGGUGUGGUCUUUUGGCACGUCCGCAGAUACACUAUCGAUGCCUUUCACGAAGCUCCGGCCGUUGGUCUGGCUGCUCUGGUUCUCUGGGCUUUUGGCACAUUUUCCAGCCGGAGCAAGAGUUUGGCGAGCGGCUCGGGAACACAACAGACAACCGCAAAACGCCAUCAUCAACCACAACAAUCGGAGCACCAACUUCCUGGCGAGAAUGAAGCAGAGCAUAGCAGCAGUGACGACGCUACAUGCGAGAUCAUACUCAUUGAUCGUCCCACCGAUGACGAACUCGUCCAGACUUUCAUCCGCAACGGACACAAUAUGCAAGCACAUCUUACCGGCGUCGGAGACCUCUACGCUGCCCGCGGACCCGAGCGAGUUCUGGCGCAAGCAUGUAAACUGCUGGCUUCUCUCAGGUGUUGGGGCGUGAAUGCUGCUUGGUUGCAGCUAUUGCAGGGAGUUGUCGAUACCUGUCGCAGGGCUAGAUCGGAUUGAUCUACUGAGCGUUCGAGUUCUGUUCGCGGCCGCAAUUCAACGAGCUGCAGUUGCAAUGCCUGGAAAGUUCCCGAAGUUUUAAAUUACUCACGCAGUUAUGCCAAACACUUCAGUCGAUUGCUGCAAGCUUGUAUGGCUUUCAAUGAUGGGCGAGGAUGUUUGUCAUGCGAAAUGCAACAGCAACCAAAAGCUCCGAUAAAAGUCACAACUACUUGGCUGAUGGGUGGUCUUUCCUCCCUCUCACGUUCAACGUGCCAUCUUGUUUCUACGAGGCCCACAUGCCAAUUUUCUUUUGGUAUGAGAUCAUGGAACUUGGAGCAUUGAUUAUCCGUCGAUGUCCCUUCUCUAUACCCACUAAUCAGCCAAUGCUUAUCGCUAUACUCGCGGAAGGGUGAAUGUAUUAGAUGAUGGCCCGGGCCUCGAUUGGUGAACGCCACCUGCACUUGUUCACUCCGCAGCCCGCGUUUCG